AUGGAGGAAACGAAUGGCGACAAGCUAGGAAACGACGUCUUUGACAAUACAGACAAGCUUGGAAAUGAUCUUCCUGACGAUGGGAACGACUCAGCUCCUGGGUCUCCUGGACUAGAUGCCCAAUCUGAUUCUGAACUUGACGAAGUCCCGAGCAAAGACCUCAAGUCAGCACUAAAAAACACUGGAAAGAUCCAAGAGAUUGUGGCACCUAGACCACCGCUUCCCCCCCAACCCGACCCAUCAACUCUUGAUCUUUCUACGCUUUCCCCAUUGUCUCCCGAAAUCAUUUCCCGACAGGCAACAAUAAAUAUUGGUACCAUCGGGCAUGUCGCUCACGGGAAAAGUACCGUUGUAAAGGCCAUCUCCGGUGUUCAGACAGUCAGGUUUAAGAACGAGUUGGAGAGAAAUAUUACCAUCAAACUUGGAUACGCCAAUGCCAAAGUAUACAAGUGUAAUAAUGCAGAUUGUCCUAGACCUGGUAACUACAGGAGUUUCAAAAGUGACAAGGAGGUUGAUCCCGAUUGUGAGAGAGAAGGAUGUGGUGGAAAAUACGAACUUCUACGACAUGUUUCCUUCGUUGACUGCCCGGGGCACGACAUUCUUAUGAGUACCAUGUUGUCUGGUGCCGCUGUAAUGGACGCCGCUCUUCUUCUCAUUGCCGGAAAUGAAUCUUGCCCUCAGCCUCAGACAUCAGAGCAUUUGGCUGCGAUUGAGAUCAUGAAGCUAAACCACAUCAUCAUUCUUCAGAACAAGGUCGACUUGAUGCGUGAGGCCUCUGCGGAGGAGCAUUACCAGUCUAUCCUAAAGUUCAUUCGUGGAACUGUCGCAGAUGGCUCCCCUAUCAUUCCUAUUUCUGCCCAACUGAAAUACAACAUCGAUGCUAUCAAUGAGGCGCUUGUGUCGAAGAUUCCUGUCCCUAUCAGAGACUUCACCGCCACCCCCCACAUGAUUGUUAUUCGAUCUUUUGAUGUCAACAAACCUGGUGCUGAGAUUGAGGACCUGAAGGGAGGUGUUGCUGGUGGCUCAAUCUUGACCGGUGUAUUAAAGUUGGGAGAUGAGAUUGAAAUCAGGCCUGGAAUCGUUACUAGGACCGACGAGGGCAUCAAGUGCAAGCCCAUUUUCUCCAGGAUUGUUUCGCUCUUUGCCGAGAACAACGACUUGAAGUUCGCUGUCCCUGGCGGUCUUAUUGGUGUUGGAACCCGUGUCGACCCCACCCUUUGCCGUGCUGAUCGUCUUGUUGGUUUCGUUCUUGGUCUCAAAGGACGAUUGCCUUCAAUCUAUUGCGACCUUGAGGUUAACUACUUCUUGCUUCGCCGUCUCCUCGGUGUCAAGACUGCCGACGGCAAACAAGCCAAGGUUGCCAAGCUUACCAAGAACGAAGUUCUCAUGGUUAACAUUGGUUCAACCGCUACUGGAGCUAAAGUCAUUGCUGUUAAAGCUGAUGUUGCCAAGCUCCAGCUGACAUCCCCAGCGUGUACCCAAGAUGGAGAAAAGAUCGCGCUCUCCAGAAGAAUUGAGAAGCACUGGAGAUUGAUUGGAUGGGCAACGAUUGUCAGGAGCGGAACCUCCCUAGAUCCGGUCGAGGAUUAG
Messenger RNA from Morchella importuna, 1590 nucleotides. RefSeq lists its product as uncharacterized. Gene Ontology annotation, cellular component: eukaryotic translation initiation factor 2 complex; cytosol. The coding region runs from base 1 to 1590 and encodes 529 amino acids. NCBI's taxonomy places the organism in Eukaryota, Fungi, Ascomycota, Pezizomycetes, Pezizales, Morchellaceae. Gene Ontology annotation, biological process: formation of translation preinitiation complex; positive regulation of translational fidelity. The record is from RefSeq and is a predicted model, not a curated record. The transcript is spliced from 3 exons. Gene Ontology annotation, molecular function: GTP binding; translation initiation factor activity; tRNA binding.